Perkinsus marinus ATCC 50983 is the source of this 855-nucleotide messenger RNA. RefSeq lists its product as hypothetical. The annotation marks the transcript as partial. Lineage: Eukaryota; Perkinsozoa; Perkinsida; Perkinsidae. The record is from RefSeq and is a predicted model, not a curated record. The transcript has 8 exons. Gene Ontology annotation, molecular function: serine-type endopeptidase activity. Gene Ontology annotation, cellular component: membrane.
AAGGUUGUUUUUCCUGAUGUACGAUGAAACCAGUUUCGGGUGAAUUCAAACUACAGCAGUUCGUAAGAGUUGUUAAAGUCGCUCCUGGUGUUCGAGUGGAAACUUGCACAAGUCGUAUACUGUACACUCAAGGGCCGAGGAGUUUCCUGAGAGAAACUCAGGAAAGGGUGAAUCGGUUUGCCCGAGACUCGUCCCGUUGGAGUUUUCGUGAUGAUGAUGGUUAUCAGAAAAAUCCUUUUGAUCCACGGAAAAAAGGAAGUCUGUUGAAGCGAAUUAACGAGUUUGUUGACCGCAGCUUUGAAAAAAUCGAAGUGAAAAUGGAAAAACCACCAUCGCGAAAUAUUAUGGAAAAAGUCGACAAAUUUGAGCAAAAACGUGAGAAUGCUGCUCGAAGGCUCCAACCAGUGUUGCGGUCACCAGCUGGGCAGAAGGCGUAUGAAUGGCGAUAUCGAUAUAAACGGUGGAUCGAUGAAAAGACUCCUUACCCUGUGACUACCACUAUGUUGCUCCUGGCUGGUGUUACCUAUCUAGUCUGGGGCUUCGCUCCGUCGAAGUUUAUGAACCGCAACUUCACAGUGAGCAGAGAAAACCUCCUGCAUGGUCGUUUCCACACGUUGUUGACGGCAAGUCUUUCUCACACGAGUUUUACUCAUCUUCUCGUUAACUCGUUGGUGGUUUUCGUGUACGGCUCUCAACUAGAAAGACUUCUGGGUGGACCCGCGCUGAUCAGGAUCGCCAUCACCAGUGCUGUCGCGGGAAGUCUCGGACAUAUCCUCACUGCUAGUGAUAAAAGAGACGCAGCGGUCGGUGGCAGCGGAGUCGCCUUCGGACUACUUACGGCGUCGUGUUUGCUGG